CAAGCCAGUGGCUUCCCCAUUGCCACUGUCGGCAGUCGUUGGGAGGAGGAGAGCUCACUUGCUAUAUAAACGCCAGGCCCUUUUACGCCUCGGAAAUUAGCGAAAUUAAAUCGCCCGGAAAAGAAAAGGAGAGAUAGAGAGAGAGAGUAACAGACGCGCUGGGCGGCGUCUGUGUAUGGGCGCCUCCCUCCCCGCUGGAUCUGCGGCCGCGAGAUAGCAGGCGGCGGCUCCCGUGAGAUUGUUCGCAAAAUCUCCCUCGCCGGCGCGGCGAUUCCAUGAGAGGUUGAGAGCUCGGCACUGAGGAAGCGGAUAGCCUGAUCUUUGCUAGUCUUGCGGAGUUCUGACAGCUGACAAUGGCGGCAACACUGGCGUGGCGGUUCAAUGGAACCAAUGGCGGCAGCCAUGGAGGCGCAGAUCUGGAAAAACAUGUGGACAAAGUUCAAGAAUCAGAGCCACCAACUCCUAUGUCAGUCAUGAAAAUGGGCAAGAACCGAGUUAAUGUGGAGGACGAGGAGACUCUUUCAAGUGUUGCUCAUUGUAUUGAGCAGUUACGGCAGAGUUCUUCAUCCACUCAAGAGAAAGAGAGCUCUUUGAGGCAGUUAUUAGAUCUUGUUCAAACACGUGAUACUGCAUUUGGAGCUGUUGGGUCACAUUCACAGGCCGUUCCAAUUCUUGUAUCUCUUCUUAGGUCUGGACCAUCCGGAGUUAAGAUGCUGGCUGCCACUGUUCUUGGGUCUCUUUGCAAGGAAGACGAAUUAAGGGUGAAAGUCCUACUUGGUGGUUGCAUCCCACCAUUGCUUGCUCUUCUCAGAUCAAAGUCAGCUGAAAGCCAAACUGCAGCUGCCAAAACCAUCUAUGCAGUUUCACAAGGUGGGAUAAGGGAUCAUGUUGGAUCAAAGAUUUUCUCAACAGAAAAUGUUGUUCCGGUACUAUGGGAGCAGCUUAAAAUUAGUCUCAAGAAUGAGAGUUUGGUGGAUGGCCUUCUAACUGGAUCGCUGAAGAAUUUAUCAAAAAACACAGAGGGGUUUUGGUCAGCAACUGUGCAAUGUGGCGGAGUUGAUAUACUUGUAAAGCUUGUUAGUUCGGGAAAUACAAACACCCUUGCAAAUGCUUGCUAUCUUCUUGGGUCUUUGAUGAUGGAAGACUCUUCUGUUUGUUCUAAAGUUUUAUCUGGAGAAACAACAAAGCAGCUCCUAAAGUUACUUGGUCCUGGAAAUGAAACUUCCAUAAGAGCUGAAGCUGCUGGGGCUCUCAAAUCCCUUUCCGCACAGAGUAAAGAGGCCAGGCGUCAGAUAGCUAAUUCUAAUGGUAUUCCUGCUCUUAUAAAUGCUACUAUUGCUCCAUCAAAAGAGUUCAUGCAAGGUGAAUCUGCUCAAGCAUUGCAAGAAAAUGCAAUGUGUGCAUUAGCAAAUAUAUCUGGUGGUUUAUCUUAUGUAAUCUCAAGCCUUGGUGAGAGUCUCGAGUCAUGCUCUUCACCUGCACAGAUUGCAGAUACUCUUGGUGCAUUGGCCUCAGCCUUGAUGAUAUAUGACACAAAUGCAGAAUCUAUCAGUGCUUCUGAUCCUCUUGACAUUGAGAAAACACUGUUGAAGCAGUUUAAGCCUAAGGCGCCCUUCCUUGUGCAGGAGCGCAUAAUUGAGGCUUUGGCUAGCUUGUAUAGUAACCCAGUUCUCUGCAAGACGCUAGCAGAUUCUGAUGCCAAACGCUUGCUUGUUGGUUUAAUAACCAUGGCAGGUACUGAGGUGCAAGAUGACCUCACGAAAUCACUUUUUGCUCUCUGCAAGGACUGUGAUCUAUGGCAAGCUCUGCAAGGUCGUGAAGGUGUUCAGCUAUUGAUUUCCUUACUUGGUCUUUCCUCAGAACAGCAGCAGGAAUGUGCUGUUGCUCUGCUUGCUCUUCUAUCAAAGGAGAAUGAUGAGAGCAAAUGGGCUAUCACUGCUGCUGGUGGCAUACCUCCUCUUGUACAAAUUUUAGAAACCGGAUCUCCAAAAGCUAAAGAGGAUUCAGCGAUCAUACUUGGCAAUUUAUGCAAUCACAGUGAAGACAUAAGAGCAUGUGUUGAAAGUGCAGAUGCUGUUCCUGCUUUACUAUGGCUUCUGAAAAAUGGAAGCGAUAAUGGUAAGGAGAUAGCUUCUAAAACACUGAAUCAUCUCAUCCACAAGUCAGAUACAGGAACUAUUAGUCAGUUAUCUGCUCUUUUGACAAGUGAACAGCCUGAGUCAAAAGUUUAUGUUCUGGAUGCUUUGAAAAGCUUGCUCUCUGUUGCACCACUCAAUGAUACUCUACAUGAGGGCAGUGCUGCAAAUGAUGCGGUUGAGACAAUGAUUAAAAUUCUUAGCUCACCCAAGGAAGAAACUCAGGCUAAAUCAGCAUCUGCUCUUGCUGGUCUAUUUCAUUGCCGCAAGGACCUCCGAGAAACUCAUAUUGCUGUGAAGACACUUGGGUCAGUUAUGAAGUUGCUUGAUAUUCAGUCUGACAAAAUACUAAUGGCUGCAUCAUGUUGUCUAGCUGCCAUUUUUCUUUCAAUCAAGCAAAACAAAGAGGUUGCUGCAAUUGGACGGGAUGCUUUAUCUCCACUGGUCUCACUUGCAAAUUCUUCUGUUAUUGAAGUAGCAGAACAAGCGACCAGAGCUUUGGCUAAUCUUUUUCUUGAUCAGGAAUUAUCUCUCCAGGUGUCUUUUGAAGAAAUUCUCUUCCGUGUAACACGUGUGCUAAGAGAGGGAACUAUUGAUGGAAGAACUCAUGCAGCUGCAGCAAUAGCUCGUCUUUUACAGUGUCGAACUAUUAACCAGCUGCUUUCAGAUGCUAUUAACCGUUCUGGGUGUGUCCUUGCUCUAGCUGGGCUCUUGGAAGCUGCCAAUGGUGAAGCUGCUGCAACAUCAGAAGUUCUUGAUGCACUGGUGCUAUUAUCACGAUCAAAGGCUUCAAGUGGGCACACCAAGGCUCCCUGGGCAGUUCUUGCAGAAAAUCCCCACACAAUACUUCCCCUUGUUUCAUGUAUAGCUGACGCUGCUCCCUCCUUACAAGAUAAAGCCAUAGAAGUUGUGGCAAGACUCUGUUCCGACCAACAUGAUGUUGUGGGUGGUUUGGUUUCUGAAACUCCAGGUUGCAUGCCAUCAAUCACACGGCGAGUCAUUGGCUCUAACAUGCUUAAAGUUAAAGUUGGUGGAUGUGCUCUUCUUGUUUGUGCAGCAAAAGAGCAUUGUCAGAAGCAGAUAGAGAUUCUGAAUGAUUCAAGUCUAUAUAUUCAAAUGAUUCAUUCUUUAAUUGGUAUGAUCCAUAUGGCAAACACGCCUGCUGAAAGUGGCAGUGGUGAUAGCAUAGCAGAUAUUAGGAUAUCCAGACACUCCAAAGAAAACAACAGUGAUGGUGAAACUGUGUGCCGUACUGCUGUAAUCUCAGGCAACAUGAUUCCACUAUGGCUUCUUGCUGUCUUUUCUCGUCAUGACAGCAAAACAAGAGCAGAAGUCCUAGAAGCUGGAGCAGUUGAAAUGCUCACUGAGAAGAUUUCACAAAAUGCAUUCCAAUAUGUGGGUGAAGAAGAUAGUACCUCAUGGGUCUGUUCCUUGCUUCUUGCUUUGCUAUUCCAAGAAAGAGAAAUAAUUCGAUCAAACUCAGCAUUGCACUCCAUUCCUGUGCUCUCAAACUUGUUAAGAUCAGAUGAGCCAGCAUACAGGUACUUUGCUGCACAAGCUUUGUCAAGUCUGGUCUGCAAUGGUAGCAGAGGAACUCUUCUGGCUGUUGCUAAUUCUGGUGCAGCCAUUGGACUUAUAUCUUUGCUUGGAUGCGCUGAUGUUGAUAUAGCUGAUCUUUUGGAGCUAUCAGAGGAAUUCAUGUUGGUGCCUAAUCCUGAUCAAAUUGCAUUAGAGAGGCUGUUCAGAGUUGAUGAUAUCAGGGUUGGUGCAACUUCCAGAAAAUCUAUUCCUCUUCUUGUGGAUCUACUUAAACCCAUUCCUGAAAGACCUGGUGCUCCUUUCUUGGCCUUGGGUCUUCUGACUCAGUUGGCAGUUGAUUGCCCCCAAAACAUGCUGCUAAUGGCUGAAGCUGGAAUCCUAGAAGCACUUACCAAAUAUCUAUCUCUUAGCCCACAAGAUGCAACUGAAGAAGCUACAACUGAAUUGCUGGGCAUUCUCUUCAGUAGUGCAGAAAUAAGGCACCAUGAGUCAGCACCUGGUGUUGUUAACCAACUUGUGGCAGUCCUCCGUCUAGGAGCAAGGAAUUCACGUUACAGUGCUGCAAAGGCAUUAGAGAGCUUGUUUUGUGCUGACCAUGUGAGGAACAGUGAGUCAGCUAGGCAGGCCAUUCAACCACUUGUGGAGAUUCUGAGUACUGGCAUGGAGAGGGAGCAGCAUGCGGCUAUAUCAGCCCUUGUUAGGCUUCUCUGUGACAAUCCCUCAAGAGCACUUGCGGUUGCAGAUGUUGAGAUGAAUGCUGUGGAUGUUCUGUGCCGUAUUCUUUCUUCUGACUGUUCAGCGGAGUUGAAAGGAGAUGCUGCAGAGCUAUGCUGUGUUCUAUUUGCAAAUACAAGGAUCCGUUCAACAAUGGCGGCAGCACGUUGUGUGGAACCCCUGGUCGGUUUACUGGUUAGCGAAGUGAACCCUGCCCAGCUUUCUGUGGUCCGUGCAUUGGAUAGGGUUCUAGAUGAUGAGCAGCUGGCAGAAUUAGUGGCAGCACAUGGAGCUGUUGUUCCUCUUGUCGGUCUUUUGUAUGGCAGAAACUACAUGCUUCAUGAGGCGGUUGCUAGAGCUUUGGUGAAACUUGGAAAGGAUAGACCAGCUUGCAAAUUGGAAAUGGUGAAAGCUGGUGUAAUUGAGAGUAUCCUUGAUAUUCUCCAUGACGCUCCAGAUUUUCUUUGCAUUGCAUUGGCAGAAAUGCUUCGGAUUUUGACAAACAAUGCUAGCAUAGCAAAAGGUGCAUCUGCAGCCAAAGUAGUACAGCCUCUUUUCUCUUUGCUCUCUAAGGCAGACAUGGGUCCUGAAGGGCAGUACAGCGCUUUACAGGUUCUUGUGAAUAUUUUGGAGCAUCCUGAAUGCCGCGCUGAUUAUAACUUGACACCUCGCCAAACUAUUGAGCCAGUCAUUACUCUAUUGAAUUCAUCCCCACCAGCUGUGCAACAAUUAGCUGCAGAACUCCUAUCCCAUCUUCUUUUAGAAGAUCACCUCCAGAAGGAUACAAUAACAGAGCAAGCUAUUACUCCUCUUAUUCAAGUUCUUUCAUCAGGUUUGCCAAAUCUACAGCAGAGAGCUAUAAAAGCUCUUGCCAACCUGGCAAUAGCCUGGCCAAAUACAAUUGCAAAGGAGGGUGGUGUUUUCGAGUUGUCCAAGGUUUUGUUACAAUCUGACCCACCUUUGCCUCAUGUUGUAUGGGAAUCUGCAGCAUCCGUCUUAUCUAGCAUUUUGCAGUACAGUACUGAGUUUUUCCUUGAGGUUCCUGUUGCAGUACUAGUGCAGUUGCUCAGGUCAGGAACUGAAAGCACUGUUGUUGGUGCUUUGAAUGCCCUGCUUGUAUUGGAGAGUGAUGAUUCAACAAGUGCAGAAGCAAUGGCUGAAAGUGGUGCUGUGGAAGCAUUGCUAGAUCUCCUGAGGAGUCAUCAAUGUGAGGAAACUGCUGCCAGACUCAUUGAGGCUUUGCUUAACAACGUAAGAAUUAGGGAGGCGAAGGCUGCUAAAAAUGCUAUUGCACCUUUGUCCAUGUACCUUCUGGAUCCACAGACACAGUCUCAACAAGGAAGAUUGCUUGCUGCUCUUGCUCUUGGAGAUCUGUUCCAAAACGAAGGUCUUGCUCGUUCUACUGAUGCUGUUGCAGCAUGCCGUGCUUUGGUUAAUCUCCUCGAAGAUCAACCAACUGAAGAGAUGAAAGUGGUAGCAAUUUGUGCCUUGCAGAAUCUAGUCAUGUACAGCCGAGCAAAUAAGAGAGCAGUUGCUGAAUCUGGUGGUGUUCAGGUCCUGCUUGACCUUAUCAGUUCAAGCAAUCCUGACACUUCUGUUCAGGCAGCAAUGUUUGUCAAACUUCUGUUCAACAAUCACACUAUACAAGAGUAUGCAACCAGUGAAACAGUGAGAGUUAUAACUGCUUCUAUUGAGAAGGAUAUAUGGGCAUCUGGAAGUGCUAAUGAGGAGUAUCUUAAAGCACUUAACGCUUUACUUAGCAAUUUCCCUCGUCUAAGGGUCACUGAACCUGCUACAUUAUGCAUUCCUCAUCUUGUAACGUCCCUUAAAACUGGUUCUGAGGCAACUCAAGAAGCAGCGCUGGAUUCACUAUAUCUUCUCAGGCAAGCUUGGUCAGCUUGCCCAGCUGAAGUAUUCAAAGCUCAGUCAGUGGCUGCCUCUGAGGCUAUUCCUUUACUUCAGUACUUGAUACAGUCUGGCCCACCCCGGUUUCAAGAAAAAGCAGACCUCCUUCUUCAGUGCUUGCCCGGAACACUUACAGUUACCAUAAAGCGCGGUAACAAUCUUAGACAAUCGGUUGGAAAUCCUAGUGCAUUCUGCAAGCUUACUCUUGGAAAUAAUACACCGAGGCUAACAAAGAUUGUAUCCACUGGCGCAACUCCUGAAUGGGAUGAAGCCUUUGCAUGGGCCUUUGACAGCCCUCCCAAAGGCCAGAAACUCCAUAUCUCGUGCAAAAACAACAGCAAAUUCGGAAAGAAGUCAUUCGGGAAAGUGACGAUCCAAAUCGACCGGGUUGUCAUGCUGGGCUCAGUCGCUGGCGAGUACACCCUGCUACCCGAGAGCAAAAGUGGUCCCAAUAGGAACCUGGAAAUCGAGUUCCAGUGGUCAAACAAAUAACUGUAUACCUACAUAAUUUAGGUGUUCUUGUGUAAGUUAAAAGUUCUAUAAGAGGUCCAGAGUGGUUUCUUGUUUUGUCCUCUGCUAAAGGUUACCCAGUUUGUGCAUCAUUGUAAAUAGCAGGCAGAGAAAGUUGUCAUUUGCCGUACCUUUUUCCAGUGAGAUAUAAACAGACGAGUUCUCAGAUGUUUUGUACUGAUUGUAACAGGAUUCAUUCGUUUAUUUUUUUUCCUUAUCCCGGGAUUUUGUCUUUGUAAAGGUUGUAAACAGAAUAAAUAUAUGCUGUGGUUAGGUUCUGUCAUACGGAAUGAAAUUCUGCUGUUCAUAACCAA
Panicum virgatum (switchgrass) is the source of this 7117-nucleotide messenger RNA. RefSeq names its product protein CELLULOSE SYNTHASE INTERACTIVE 1-like. Gene Ontology annotation, cellular component: cellulose synthase complex. NCBI's taxonomy places the organism in Eukaryota, Viridiplantae, Streptophyta, Magnoliopsida, Poales, Poaceae. The transcript has 8 exons. Gene Ontology annotation, molecular function: microtubule binding. The coding region runs from base 354 to 6785 and encodes 2143 amino acids. The record is from RefSeq and is a predicted model, not a curated record. Gene Ontology annotation, biological process: regulation of cellulose biosynthetic process; anisotropic cell growth.